AUGAAUGGGACAACGGAAGCCGCAGUUCAAUCUCUUCUACGAUCAUCUGAGAAUCUCAAGGCGGCACUCGAAGUCGAGGUCACACAACUUCAAGAACGCGGUGACUUUUCAAGUUCUUCCACAGAUGACCGAUCCAGACGCAUUCUGGCUGUUGUAUCGCACAGAAAGGAUUACAUGGGAGACGAAGAAGGCAGGUGUAAGCGGAAUACGUCAGGGUUCUUUUUCUGGCGUACAGAUGCUUCUGCUAAGCUCCACUCGUUUAACUUUGUGCUGACUCUGAGAAGUGUUCUGAUUCUUAAGCGCACGCCGGGUCGCUCCAUCGAGGACUGGAGUGUUGAAGUUGCGUACCCGAUCUCUGCAAGUUUUUCGUUCACUGUUGCACAACCAAGACGAACAACUUUAGACCUUCACGUACCUGUGGGAGAGACUGGCGCUGCGUCAAGAUCAGAACUCACUUUGACUAUUAAGUAUGAACUGGCUACUGAAAUACGAAGCUAUACUUCUAUCGCACGAGAUAUGCGGAAAUUGCAGUCCUUCACCGCAGAAUGCAGACGUUUAAAGGACAUAUUCAGUCAGCUGUUCUUCUUUUACGUCCCCCAUAUCGACUUACCAAUACAUCUAUUAAUUGUAGCUAAACAUGAAUUUGACGCUGAUUUCUCUUGGCUAUCACUUUACACGCAAGAGAAUUCUUUGAAAUCCUUUUCAUCUCCUGUAGAUUUGCGCAUGGUCAAUAGGCCAUUGCAUACGCGACUUUCGCCAGCCAGCGCAGGCCUUCCAGGAGAUGAUGCGGAAGAUAUCAGUAUCGUUCGCGAACAUUGGAUCUAUAACAAAGCUAUUGAAGAGGCUUCCACUGGGUCAUGGGCGCGCCUGCGCAUCCGCACAGGGACAUUCAAUGUCAAUGGAAAAAUGCCGUCGCAGGACCUUUCUCCCUGGCUCAGACCAACGAAGCGCGAUUCAGAGAUAUCUGGAUGGAUCUCACCUUUGAAAUCCAUCUCGCCACUCGACAUACUUUCAAACCCGAUUGAUGAACAGGUGACCACCACCCUAGGAGCCUCUUCUGCCACAUUAGCUCAUUCAAAUGUAAACAACGACACGAAGGUCUCUGAUCCAGAUCUCCUUGUAAUAGGCUUCCAAGAACUGGACCUUUCAACCGAAGCCCUCUUGUAUGCCACCAGUACCGUCAAGGAAGAUGCGUGGGUGGAAGCCAUCUUGGCUGGGUUGGGUGAGAGGGGCAUUCUCUACGAGAAGCUCGCUUCCAAACAGCUGGUUGGCAUGCUGAUCGUCGCAAUCGCAAAGAAAUCGCGACUGUCAUGCUUUGGUGACAUCAGAUUUAGCGCCGCUGGUGCGGGAAUUAUGGGUAUCAUGGGCAAUAAAGGUGCAACAGCGAUACGGAUGUCGUACACACCUUUAGCCCAAGGGAUCUCGUCAAGUCCCACAGUUCUCACUUUCGUUAACGCACAUCUCGCAGCAUUUGAUGAAAUGAUAGAGAGGCGAAAUUUUGACUUCCACGAUCUUUCCAGGCGCCUAGUUUUUGAUCAGAUCGAUGAUUCUAAUUCUUAUGCGAAUACCGCAUCGGAGACUUCGAGAACAACUGUUGGAUUGUUUGAAAGUGACGUAUUAUUCUGGAUGGGAGGUUGGAUAGACCUUGCGGACGGAGACGUCAGAGAACUAUUAUCAUCUUCUCCAGGCACGGGUAACAUCCCACUUUUGCUAAAGUAUGAUCAGUUGAAGACGGCUAUCGCAAGCGGGAAAGCAUUUACUGAGUUUUCGGAGCAUGCAAUUACACAUAUGCCUUCGUACAGAUAUGCGUCAAAUACGUCAGAAGAUUCUCUGGGAUAUGACCGAAAGCGCAAACCCGCAUGGACGGACCGCAUAUUACAUAUGUCGGCUCCCAGUGUUCCAGUCACCCAACGUUCAUAUUGCAGCCAUCCGCAAAUAACGAUGAGUGAUCACCGUCCAGUGUCAGCUGAUUUUGAUUUAAAGGUAUCAAUUGUUGACAAGCAGAGACACCAGAUCGCCGCCUCUAAGCUGUAUCGAGAGUUAUGGGGCGUGGAACAUUCCUCAAAGAUGCCGAAAAUCAAACUACAGCCGAUGAAAUUGGACUUUGGAAAAGUCUAUUACAGACGUCCAAUCCAACAAACGUUAUCCAUUCAGAAUGAUGGACAGAUCCCCUGCGUCUACCGAUUCGUUGCUGCAGAUGCUGAACAGUCCAUCUGUCCACAAUGGCUUGGGAUUGAGCCUGUGGUGGGCCUACUUCGUCCGGGUGAAUCGUCGGCCAUUACUGUCACAGUAUUUGUCGAUAACUCGUCUGCUUCACGGCUAAAUCUUGCACCGCCUCGCUUGGAUUUUACCCUUAUACUGCACACUGCUCUAGGAAAAGAUCACUUCAUCUCGGUCACUGGCGAAUACCAAUAUACUUGCUUCGCAAACAAGCUUACCAGACUUACACGACUUCCUGGUCCCGUGCGAUCUAUGAAGUCUCCGAACGAUCGGAUGCCUGCACGGCAAUCAGUGAAUGCCCCGAGGGAAAUUAUGAAGUUGAUCAAUUGGCUGAUGACCUAUGCCACCGAUCCAAAUGAUUUACUUAAUGGUCCUCUUGAAGAGAGCAUAUGCAUAAACAUCAGAGAGUGUCUUGAUACAGGAGAUCAAUUUCCAUCGCCCCAGUCUGCAGAAGAACAUGGUCCACUUGCGACUGCUGUUGCAUCUACACUGGUACAGUUAUUGGACUCGUUGGUAGAUCCUGUAGUGCCCCCGUACCUCCAUGCGCGGUGUUUGCAAAUGACAAGUAGAGACGAAGCAUUCGAGCUACUGGACGAAUUUCCUCCUGAAUCGGUCAAUGUCUGGAUCUCGCUUACUGCAUUCCUCCAUUAUAUCUCCGUGCAAAAAAUAUCGUCACAAUCAUCGACGAAUCAAGCGGAAAUGGCAGAAAGGCUGGCGACUAUAUUUGCACCAGUAUUACUGCGGGAUGACUCGUCCGGGCUUUACACCCCCGUGUCUCCAAUCGGAAAGCGAAAUUUUUUACUUCAUUUUGUUGGCUGA
This is a messenger RNA of Suillus bovinus, 3039 nucleotides long. RefSeq names its product DNase I-like protein. Gene Ontology annotation, molecular function: phosphatidylinositol-4,5-bisphosphate 5-phosphatase activity. Bases 1 to 3039 code for a protein of 1012 amino acids. Lineage: Eukaryota; Fungi; Basidiomycota; Agaricomycetes; Boletales; Suillaceae. The record is from RefSeq and is a predicted model, not a curated record. The transcript has 24 exons. Gene Ontology annotation, biological process: phosphatidylinositol dephosphorylation; signal transduction.